AUUCAUUCUAAAAAAAGUUUUAAUCUCCACUUUUGAAAAAGAAAAUUAUGACGUUUGUAAUUUUUUCUUCCUUUCAACCAUAUAAUUUCAAAUUUUUUUUCAUGCCCAACCCAAUUUACACAGUCCGGACCGAAGGAUAUUUCUGGGUCUUCAGGAUAACGGCUUCCAGCCAGCCACACAAGGAGAAAUGGCUUCCUUCCCUUCGUCCGCAGGCGCCCAUGGCAGAAGCCUAAUAAGCAAAACCAGAGUGAUUUCCUUGACGGGUCGACCCGCUUUUCCUCUGAAGGAGACAACAACGAAACCAGGAAAUGGCAUCACUCACAGAUAUCUUAGAGCUAUAACUUCCACAGAUCUUAUAAGUAGAUCCUAUUUGGCCUCAAAGAAAUCAAAUAUACUAGUUCCACAGUGCAGUUCAAACUCAAAUGACAACAAGGAUAGAUCCUCUAAUGAAGAUAAGAUACCUUUUGGAUACACCAGAAAGGAUGUUAUAUUAAUUGGAAUUGGACUCGCAGUUGUUGGCUUUGGCCUAAAAAGUGGAUUGGAGUUAUUUGGUGUUGAUUCUCUACAAGCUGGAAAUGCAGUUCAACUGGUCAUGGGCUUGGGUCUAACAGUUGGAUGGAUCUCAACGUACAUCUUCAGGGUUUCAAACAAGCAAAUGACCUAUGCUCAACAAUUAAGAGACUAUGAAUGCAAAGUCAUGGAGAAACGAUUAGAAAGCUUAACGGAAGCAGAGCUACAAGCAUUAGUUGAACAGGUUGAAGAAGAGAAGCAAUGUCUUGCUAAGCGUAAACAGGUCUAGUAGGGUGGAGUUUGUCGUUUUCGUCAUUUCCCUAGCAUCAAAAGCGCAUAAUCUUGUCCAUAGACAAGUCUAUGCAAAAGAAGAUGAAACCAUUAAACAUAUGCCAUGUGGAAAGUGGGUGGAAGAUCGUGAAGUAUAUGGGAAAUCUUCAGUUGCAAAAAUUUGUUGUAUAAAUGUAGUAGUGACUUACAAGACGAGCCCAUUUUCGGGAAUGGAAUAGAUCUCUGUAGAAUUGUGAAACAAAUUGGGGAAGAUAUAAUAAAGGGAAUGUUCAUUA
Cuscuta campestris is the source of this 1076-nucleotide messenger RNA. Lineage: Eukaryota; Viridiplantae; Streptophyta; Magnoliopsida; Solanales; Convolvulaceae. The record is from the annotation of a GenBank genome assembly.